AUGUACGCCUACACUCCCGACGUCUACAUGCAGCAAGCGUCGCCGUCCUACCCAGUGAUGAAUUCGUCGAGCUCUUCUGGCUACUCUGGGUCGCCAAUGGGUACUCCAAUGGCAUCUCCGAGCUUCCCAAUGGCAGGAUCCUUCCUUCAGGGACCACAUCACAUCCCCCAGCAGCCACAGCCCCAGCAAUUACAACAAGUUCAGCAGCAGCAACAACAGAUUCGAGGAUUCGAGGAAGCAAUGAUCGCCCAACAAUACUUUGCCUGGUACGGACACAUGACCGCUAUGCAAGCCGGUGCAUUCCCAGCUUCUGCUUGCCACCCACACCAAUUCUACCAUCCCUACAGUAUGACACCAGCCCUACAAGCUGCUGCUGCUUCUGAUGCCAGACCCGGACAAUCCGCACGUCUCCCAUUCUCCAAAUCCCAACUCGCAGCUCUAAACGAGCGAUUCGACAAGAGCGACAGUAUCAAAGUUGAUGAGCGUCGCGAGAUGAGCAAGAGGAUCGGACUCAGUGAGGUACAGAUCAAGGUCUGGUUCCAGAAUCGACGAUUCAAGUUGAGAAAGAUCAAGAAGGCGCAGAUGGAGAUGGCUCAGAUGGGAGGGCAGCAGACGCAUCAGGAUGACACUAUGGAUAGUGAGGGCGAGGAGGAUGCCGACGAAUAG
Caenorhabditis briggsae is the source of this 666-nucleotide messenger RNA. RefSeq names its product Protein CBR-CEH-51 (gene Cbr-ceh-51). The transcript has 2 exons. The coding region runs from base 1 to 666 and encodes 221 amino acids. Gene Ontology annotation, molecular function: DNA-binding transcription factor activity, RNA polymerase II-specific; RNA polymerase II cis-regulatory region sequence-specific DNA binding. The record is from RefSeq and is a predicted model, not a curated record. Gene Ontology annotation, biological process: regulation of transcription by RNA polymerase II. Lineage: Eukaryota; Metazoa; Nematoda; Chromadorea; Rhabditida; Rhabditidae.